AUGAAACAUACAGUUUUCAAAGUUGAUCAUUGGACAACGUUUGCUAAAGGUCGACUGGCUUGUACAUCUGAUUUUCCAUUAGCUGUAGAAUAUUUAAACACAGCACUAUCAUCUAUAACUUAUUUAGUUGGUCAUUCUAUUACACUGGCUGAUUUCUUUGUUUGGGAUACUUUAUAUUCAAGCAAUCUGUGGCAGAAGAUGAUUGUUAAGAAAGAUUGUCCAGUGAAUGUGUUAAGAUAUUACAAGUUUCUGUCUAAUGAUGAACUGUUCAAAUCUGUAUUACCACAACUACCUAAAGUUUCUGUACAGAAUGAUAAUGAAAGUUCUAUUAAGAAAGAUGAAGGAAAGUUUGUAGAGUUACCAGGUGCUAAAAUGGGAGAAGUUGUUGUUAGAUUUCCUCCUGAAGCUAGUGGAUAUUUACAUGUUGGCCAUGCUAAAGCUGCUCUACUCAAUCAAUACUAUCAACAAAGUUUUAAUGGUACAUUGAUUAUGAGAUUUGAUGAUACUAAUCCUGCUAAAGAAAAUGCUGAAUAUGAAAAGGUUAUUUUGGAAGAUUUAAAAUUACUAGGAAUAAAGUAUGAUAAAUUCUCUCAUACCUCAGACCAUUUUGAUAGUUUAUUACAAUACUGUGAAGAAAUGAUCAAGAAAAAGAAAGCGUAUGUUGAUGAUACUGAGCCUGAAGUAAUGAAACAAGAACGUGAAGAGAGAAUUGAUUCAAAACACAGAUCUAACAGUGUGGAGAAGAAUUUAAAGAUGUGGGAAGAUAUGAAGAAAGGUACUGAUUAUGGUAUUAAAUGUUGUGUACGAGCUAUGUUAGAUAUGAAGAGUGAUAAUGGAUGUAUGAGAGAUCCUACUAUAUAUAGAUGUAAACCUGAACCUCAUAUCAAAACUGGAGACAAAUAUAAAGUAUAUCCUACGUAUGAUUUUGCCUGUCCAAUAGUUGAUAGUGUUGAAGGAGUAACUCAUGCUUUAAGAACAACAGAAUAUCAUGAUAGAGAUGAUCAGUAUUUCUGGUUUAUUGAUGCUUUAGGUCUAAGAAAACCAUAUAUUUAUGAGUACAGUAGAUUAAAUCUACAGAAUACAGUGAUGUCUAAACGUAAAUUAACAUGGUUUGUUAAUGAAGGACUUGUUGAUGGAUGGGAUGAUCCAAGAUUUCCAACUGUAAGAGGUGUUUUAAGACAUGGUAUGACUGUAGAAGGCUUAAAACAAUUCAUUAUUUCUCAGGGCUCUUCAAGAUCUGUUAAUAUGAUGGAAUGGGAUAAAAUAUGGUCUGUUAAUAAAAAGGUAAUUGACCCUAUAGUACCAAGAUAUACUGCUUUACUAAAAGAUGAUGUAGUGCCCUUGAUAAUAAAAGAAGCUAAAACAGAAUCUAAACAAGUUGCAGCUCAUCCAAAGAAUAAAGAAGUAGGUGAGAAGACAGUAUGGUAUGGUAAUAAGAUCUAUAUAGAAGGUGCUGAUGCUAAAGUUAUAAAGGAAGGAGAAAUUGUUACCUUUAUUAACUGGGGUAAUUUGAAAAUUAAAACUAUUAAAAAGAACAGUAAAGGUGAAAUAGAAUCUAUUGAGGCAGAUCUUGAUUUGGCAAAUACUGAUUAUAAGAAGACUCAGAAGAUAACAUGGUUAUGUGAUUGUAAGGAAGGAGAGUUAAUACCUACUGUUUGUAUACAAUAUGAUCAUAUUAUAACUAAACCUGUACUAGCUAAAGAUGAAGACUUUAAAUCUUACAUCAACACAGAUUCCAAGAAAGAAGAAGUGAUGUUAGGUGAUCCAUGUUUAUCAUCAUUAAAGAAAGGUGAUAUGAUACAAUUACAGAGACGAGGAUAUUAUAUCUGUGAUCAGCCCUACCAACCAAUCAGUGCUAACACUGGUAAGGCUAGUCCCUGUGUGUUAUUGAGUAUACCUGAUGGACAUCAAAAAGAAAUGCCUACAGCUGGAUCAAAACAUAAAGCUGAAGUUAGUGCUAAAGAGAAAGUUUAUGGUAAAGAUUGGAAACCAGAUUUAAAGAUUGAAGCUGUAUCAUCAACAACAGCUGGAUCAGCAGCACCAGCAACAUCAAAUAAUAAUGAUGAUGUUGUUAAAUUAAAUCAACAAAUUAAAGAUCAAGGCAAUAUUGUUAGAGAAUUGAAGUCUGCUAAAGCUGAAAAAAGUAAAAUUGAUGAAGCUGUAAAAAUGUUAUUGAGCCUAAAAGGUGAUUUUAAGAAAGUUUAUGGUAAAGAUUGGAAACCAGAUUUAAAGAUUGAAGCUGUAUCAUCAACAACAACAGCUGCUCCAUCUAAUGGGGACCACGACCUUAACAAAUGGAAUCAACAAAUUACUGAUCAAGGAAACAAAGUCCGAGAUUUAAAAUCUAAAAAAGCAGAUAAGGGUGUGGUAGGAGAUGCAGUAAAGGUUUUAUUAGAUUUAAAAGAUAAAUUUAAAAAGAUAUUUGGUAGUGAUUGGAAACCAUCUAAUACUCCAGCCACCCCAACUACUCCACAACCAACACCAUCUUCUGAUAUGGCAGCUACAACUGAAUCUCCACAAGCUCUAGAUUUAAAAAGUAAAAUAGAUAAACAGGGAGAGGUAGUGAGAAAUCUCAAAUCUUCUGGAGGCAGUAAGGAUGCUAUUGAUAAAGAAGUAAAAACAUUACUAAGUUUAAAAUCAGACUAUAAAACAUUAACUGGUGAAGACGUACCAGGGGCAGCUCCCAAGAAAAAUAAGAAAGAUAAAGGUAAAGAUAAAGAAAACAAAGAUAAAUCUAAAGACAAACCUAAAGAGAUUAAGAAAGAAGAAAACAAAGAAGAUGAUUCAAGAGAAGUAAAGAAAAUAACAAGAUCUGUAUUGAUGAAAUAUUUUAGGUUAGGUUUAGAGGCAACAAAAGAAGAAAAUCUUCCUGACUGGUAUUCACAGAUUAUAACUAAAGCAGAAUUAAUAGAAUAUUAUGAUGUAAGUGGAUGCUAUAUAUUAAGACCAGGAGCCUAUGCUAUAUGGGAAAUGAUUAAAGAUUUUUUCGAUGGUGAAAUUAAGAAGUUAGGAGUUGAGAAUUGUUAUUUCCCUAUGUUUGUAUCUCAAGCAGCUUUAGAAAAAGAAAAAGAACAUAUUGCUGACUUCUCACCAGAGGUUGCCUGGGUAACCAAAUGUGGUCAAUCUAAAUUAGCUGAACCAGUAGCUAUCAGACCAACCAGUGAAACUGUUAUGUAUCCAUCCUAUGCUAAAUGGGUGAAAUCUCACCGUGAUCUACCAUUAAAACUCAAUCAAUGGUGCAAUGUUGUGAGAUGGGAAUUUAAACAUCCACAGCCAUUCUUACGUACUAGAGAAUUUUUAUGGCAGGAAGGUCACACUGCCUUCGCUACAAGAAAAGAAGCUGAAGAAGAGGUUUUAACUAUAUUAGAACUAUAUGCUAGAGUAUAUGAAGAUCUGUUAGCUAUACCAGUAGUAAGAGGAAAGAAAACAGAAAAGGAGAAAUUUGCUGGUGGUGAUUUUACUACUACAGUAGAGGCUUACAUCUCAGCUAGUGGAAGAGCUAUACAGGGAGCCACAUCUCAUCAUCUUGGUCAGAAUUUCUCUAAGAUGUUUGAGAUAGUAUUUGAUGAUCCAGAAACUCAAGAGAAGACAUUUGCUCAUCAGAAUUCCUGGGGUUUGACCACUAGAACUAUAGGUGUUAUGGUUAUGGUACAUGGUGAUAAUAAAGGACUAGUGGUACCACCAAGAGUAUCACAAAUACAGGCUAUAGUUGUACCAUGUGGUAUCACAGCUAAUCUACCCGAGGCUGAUAUGAAUAAUCUAAUGAGUAAAUGUGAAGAUUUAAGUAAAUCAUUAAUAGCUGGUGGUAUAAGAUCUAGAACAGAUCUGAGAGAUAAUUAUUCUCCAGGUUGGAAAUUCAAUCAUUGGGAAGUCAAGGGUGUUCCAAUAAGAGUAGAAUUAGGACCAAGAGAUAUAAAACAGAAAACAGUAGUAGCUGUUAGAAGAGAUACUGGUGAAAAGAUCACAUUAAAACAAGACAAUAUAGCUAAACAAAUAACAGAUUUAUUAGAUACCAUACAAUCGAGUCUUUAUAACAAAGCAAAGAAAGAGAUGGAUGAGCAUAUGGUAUUGUCUAAAGAUUGGGAUGAAUUCUGUAAUGCUCUAGAUAAAAAGUUCAUUAUUCAAGCCCCAUUCUGUGGUGAAAUACCAUGUGAAGAGAAGAUAAAGAAAGACAGUGCUAGAGAUGUUCAAGUAGAAGAAGGUGCUCCUGCUAUGGGAGCGAAAGGUUUAUGUAUACCAUUUAAACCAAUGGCAGAAUUAAAACCAAAAACAAAAUGUAUUCUUCCAAAUUGUAACAAGGAAGCCAAAUUCUAUACAUUAUUUGGUAGAAGUUAUUAG
Messenger RNA from Lottia gigantea (owl limpet), 4338 nucleotides. RefSeq lists its product as hypothetical. Gene Ontology annotation, biological process: translation; prolyl-tRNA aminoacylation; glutamyl-tRNA aminoacylation. Gene Ontology annotation, cellular component: cytoplasm; aminoacyl-tRNA synthetase multienzyme complex. Lineage: Eukaryota; Metazoa; Mollusca; Gastropoda; Lottiidae. Gene Ontology annotation, molecular function: proline-tRNA ligase activity; glutamate-tRNA ligase activity; ATP binding. The coding region runs from base 1 to 4338 and encodes 1445 amino acids. The transcript has 32 exons. The record is from RefSeq and is a predicted model, not a curated record.